AUGGCGUGGCAGUGCACGGGCACGUCCAACGCCAGCCUAGUGGGGAACCUCGCGCGCGAGGACAUCAUCAAGUCGGCGGCCGUCAAGGACGCCUUCCUCAAGGUGGACCGGGCGCACUACGCGCCCUACAGGCCCUACGAAGACUCGCCCCAGCCCAUCGGCCACGGCGCCACCAUCUCGGCGCCACACAUGCACGCCACGGCCGUCCAGCAGCUGCACGACCGCGUGCUGCCGACGACGGCGAACCCGGCCCCCCGCGUGCUCGACGUCGGCUCCGGGUCCGGGUACCUCACGCACAUACUGGCGGAGCUGGCGGGGCCCCGCGGCGUCGUUAUUGGUGUCGAGCACAUUUCCGAGCUGCGCGACCUGGGCGAGGCGAACAUGCGCAAAUCGGCCGAGGGGAGGGCGCUGCUGGAGUCGGGCCGGGCGCGGUUCGUGGUCGGGGAUGGGCGCAAGGGGUGGAAGGAAGGUGGGGAGGAGGAGGAGGGAUGGGACGUGAUCCACGUAGGGGCCAGCGCGCGCGAGAUGCACCCGGAGCUGCUGGCGCAGCUGAGGACGCCGGGGAGGAUGUUUAUUCCAGUCGAUGACGCGCCCGGGUCGCAGAUACAGCACGUCUGGGUCGUGGACAGGGACGCGGGCGGGGUGGUGUCGAGCCGCAAGCUGUUUGGGGUGCGCUACGUGCCGCUGACGGACUCGCCGCCGAGGGUCUGA
This is a messenger RNA of Gaeumannomyces tritici R3-111a-1, 711 nucleotides long. RefSeq names its product protein-L-isoaspartate O-methyltransferase. Gene Ontology annotation, molecular function: protein-L-isoaspartate (D-aspartate) O-methyltransferase activity. The coding region runs from base 1 to 711 and encodes 236 amino acids. Lineage: Eukaryota; Fungi; Ascomycota; Sordariomycetes; Magnaporthales; Magnaporthaceae. The transcript has a single exon. The record is from RefSeq and is a predicted model, not a curated record. Gene Ontology annotation, cellular component: cytoplasm. Gene Ontology annotation, biological process: protein modification process.